CAGCCAAAACACCCAUACCUAUGAAAUGAUUUAAAAGGAAAAACAACAACUUUUCCUCGCACUCCAUCCUAAACAGCUUCAGUGAAACGGUCAGGAGAGACCUCUCUCUCUUAGUUGUCGUGAGAUUAACCAAACAUAUUUUUAAAAUCAGAUUUAGAAAACCAGUCCCGAUUUUGGGUACUGGUGGGCGACUGACUCAAGCCAGGUUACCAAUAAUUGAGGCGUUGAAUGAGAGCGUUGGAAAUAGUCUGCUGGAGUUAGAGAUUCUUGCGGAACCGAGAGGAAGCCCUAGCCAUUCCCUGGUGAACACAAGCCCGCGGUCUCGGUUCUUUCGAAAAUUACGAGGUUGGGUCCCUGCCGAAAGUUGUUCAGUCCAAGGCAGCACUAUUCCUUGACGCCACCAAGCAGCGGGACUGCGUUUUGUCCGCUUUCCCCGACUUUGCUCUGAAGGAGUCAAGUUAAAGAAGGAUUAAUUGUCAUUGCAUUUCCAGAAAUGAGAAGAAAAAGAAGUCUCUCAGCAAACGAAUGUACACUCUUUCAAAAACGCUUCUUCCCUAAAGCGGAAGAUCCACACUUCUAAAUUUCUUUCUUGUUAAAACAAACUCGAGUUUAAGUGAAUCCCCGAGCUAGCAACGCGCUUCUGAAACUGACCCUUCCGAGGAGCAGUGGGAUGACGUCAUCGCGGCGCGACGACAAACCAAAGCCCCGGCUCCGCUGUAUGGCUAGUCGUCUCGCUUCUUCACCUGGCGGCGCUGCCAUCGCCUCUGUCCUGCUUCUACCGUGAUGGACAACCCUGGGGAGUCGCCCACAGACAAAGGCGGAGAGCCAGCGGAGUCAGAGGAGGUGAGGGCUACUCCUGGGGUCCCGGCGGCCGCCGACACUGAGGGAAUCCCAGAGGAAACCGACGGAGAUGGAGACGCAGACGUGAAAGAAGCCGCGGCGGAGGAAAGCGAGCUCAAGAGUCAGGAUGUCUCCGAUUUAACAACAGUGGAGAGGGAAGACUCAUCAUUACUUACUCCUGCAGCCAAAAAGCUGAAACUGGACACCAAAGAGAAGAGAGAAAAGAAACAGAAAGUAGACGAAGAUGAAAUUCAGAAGAUGCAAAUCCUGGUUUCUUCUUUUUCUGAGGAGCAGCUGAACCGUUAUGAAAUGUAUCGCCGGUCAGCUUUCCCUAAGGCAGCCAUUAAAAGGCUGAUCCAGUCCAUCACCGGCACCUCUGUGUCCCAGAAUGUGGUGAUUGCCAUGUCUGGCAUUUCUAAAGUUUUUGUGGGGGAGGUAGUAGAAGAAGCCCUGGACGUGUGUGAGAAGUGGGGAGAAAUGCCACCCCUGCAGCCCAAGCACAUGCGGGAGGCUGUUCGGAGGCUCAAGUCCAAGGGGCAGAUCCCCAACUCUAAGCACAAGAAAAUCAUCUUCUUCUAGAUCUGACCGAGAGUGGUCCAGACUUGUCGUAGUCGGGCUUCCGCACUGGUGCUCUGCUGUCGGUGCUCCAAGGGCCCCUGACGGUGAUUUUAAUGUAUCGGCACACCUACAAGGCACACCAGAAAGACAGACGACUCUGGUGGUUUCACUUUGGAGCUUAAAGUUGCAAAGACACAGGUUGUUUCUUACAUCUGGUUUUCAGAACUGCACUUGGGAUCAUCUGCCAUGAAGACAGUCACAAGGGUGAAAUACUUCAUGCUGUUAACAUUUCAGAUUCUCCUGUGGAUUUUGUGAGUUAUCACUAAACUUUUCCGACUUGGGUGGAAAAGUUUAUUUUAUUUUGUUGCAGGUAAAAGUCCUCAUCCUUCCAGUGUCUAAAUAAAACUAACUAGUCUUGGCUU
Peromyscus leucopus (white-footed mouse) is the source of this 1820-nucleotide messenger RNA. RefSeq names its product TATA-box binding protein associated factor 11 (gene Taf11). The record is from RefSeq and is a predicted model, not a curated record. Lineage: Eukaryota; Metazoa; Chordata; Mammalia; Rodentia; Cricetidae. The transcript is spliced from 5 exons. Gene Ontology annotation, molecular function: transcription coactivator activity; protein heterodimerization activity. The coding region runs from base 784 to 1419 and encodes 211 amino acids. Gene Ontology annotation, biological process: transcription initiation at RNA polymerase II promoter; RNA polymerase II preinitiation complex assembly. Gene Ontology annotation, cellular component: transcription factor TFIID complex; nucleus.